AUGGCCAAGAAGCGAAAGUCUCGUGCUUCACAACCUUCCGUUGAAGAACCAGUACCCAAGGAGGAGCCUCAAGAGCAGAUCAUUGAACCACAACAGCAACAGGAAACUAUCGCCAAUAAUGAUGUCGUUAAAGAGGAGGAGCUAGAGCAAGAAGCUGACGAAAUCGCUCAUAAUCUGGAGGAGAAUAAAGUAAAAGAUGAACAAGAAGAAGAAGAAGAAGAAGGAGAAGAAGAGGAUGAAGAAGAUCCUCAGGACGAUGACGAAGAAGAAGAAAGCGAAGAAGAAGCCACCGUAAACGACGUCAAGGUCGAAACCAACGGCGAUGGAGGAGAAGAAACCGAGGAUUUGGAGGACGAACCCGUAGAGAACCUUCUUGAGCCGUUCUCAAAGGAACAAUUAGUCUUACUGCUCAAGGAGGCCGUUGCAAAGCACCCUGAUUUGAUUGAAAGCGUUCAGAAGAUCGCUGAUGCGGACCCUGCCCACAGGAAGAUAUUUGUGCAUGGUCUAGGUUGGGAUACCAACGCCGAGAUUCUAACGAGCGAGUUUGGAAAAUAUGGCGAGAUCGAAGAUUGUAAGGCUGUGGUAGAUAAGGUCACCGGAAAAUCUAAAGGUUAUGCCUUUAUACUCUUCAAACACAGGGCCGGAGCUCAGAAAGCUUUGAGGGAACCUCAGAAGAAGAUCGGUAACCGCAUGACCUCAUGUCAGUUGGCUUCUGCUGGUCCAAUCCCAGCUCCUCCACCAACCGUUCCUCCGGUGUCAGAGUACACUCAAAGGAAAAUAUUCGUGAGCAACGUGUCUGCGGAGAUAGAUCCUCAGAAGCUUUUAGAGUUCUUUUCCAAAUACGGGGAGGUUGAGGAUGGGCCAUUAGGAUUAGAUAAGCAGACUGGAAAGCCUAGAGGGUUUGCUCUCUUCGUCUAUAAGAGUGUGGAAAGUGCCAAAAAGGCUCUGGAAGAGCCCCACAAGGUCUUUGAAGGGCACAAUUUGAAUUGCCAAAAGGCUGUUGAUGGUCCAAAGCCAAACAAACCUUACUUUCAACAGCAACACCAGCAUCACAACCAUCAUCAACAUCACAACCAGCAUCAGCAUCAACAGUAUGGUGGUGGUGGUGGUGGUCAUCAUUACCCUUCAAAAAAGGGCAAGUACAACAACUCAGGUGGCGGUGGUGGUGGUGCAGGGCAAGGUCAUUUGAUGGCACCUUCUGGACCAUCAGUGGGUGGUUACAACCCUGCUGUUCCUCCGGCAUUGACUCCUGCUUUGGGGCAGGCGUUGACUGCACUUCUUGCGACUCAGGGAGCUGGACUCGGGAAUCUUUUAGGACUUGGUGGACCUCCACAGGGGAUGCCGCCACCGAUGAACAAUGCUGGAUAUGGAAACCAGGCAGGCCGCCACAAGGUGGUGCACCUUACAUGGGCCAUGGUCACUAGAUUCCAUUCCAUUCCAUCAUGUUUUUGUUUUGGACUCCUGCUGAUUCUUCUCAAGUUCCGGCAUGCAAAUGAAGUGUUUUCUUUCUAAUAUUAUGUUGUAGCAAAAAAAGUAACCAUUUGCUUAAAGAGCAGAAUCGUUAAACCUGUAUUUCCCUAUUUUCAGUUACAAUUACUAGUAUUUUGAAACUAUGUAGUAGUAUUUCUUUCACUUUUAUUAAGUAUCCUCCUUUAAAAAUGUUUGACUUUAACUCUC
Molecule: messenger RNA, 1677 nt
Organism: Lactuca saligna
Lineage: Eukaryota; Viridiplantae; Streptophyta; Magnoliopsida; Asterales; Asteraceae
Source: the annotation of a GenBank genome assembly